CAUUUAGACCUGACGCUCAGCAGCAGACCUUGUGCUGAGCUUGUCUGACCUCAGUUUCCCCUACUUUCAAAUAGGAGUCAUGCUGUCCUGCUUUUGGUUCUUCUCCAAGCACAUCGGCCCUGCACUGAUGUCCCUGCCCUGUGUGUUACACAGAUUCACUGCCCCACGGUGCUUGGCCUCCAGGUAUCCUUUAAGUCCCCUACUGGCCUCCCCUCGACGCCUCCUGGCCUCGGUGGCUUCCUCCCAGGGCUCCACUGGGCCUGCCAGAGUGCGCCAGAACUUUCACCCAGACUCCGAGGCUGCCAUCAACCGCCAAAUCAACAUGGAGCUUUACGCAUCCUACGUGUACCUGUCCAUGGCUUACUACUUCUCCAGGGAUGAUGUGGCCUUGUACAACUUCUCCAAGUAUUUCCUUCGCCAGUCCCUGGAGGAGAGGGAGCAUGCAGAGAAGCUUAUGAGACUGCAGAACCAGCGAGGAGGCCGGAUCUGCCUCCAGGACAUCAAGAAGCCAGACAAAGAUGACUGGGAAUGCGGACUGCGGGCCAUGGAAUGUGCCUUGCUCUUAGAAAAGAGUGUAAACCAGUCCCUCCUGGACUUGCAUACUCUGGCCUCAGAAAAAGGAGAUCCUCAUUUGUGUGACUUUCUGGAAACUCACUACCUGCAUGAGCAAGUGAAGUCUAUCAAAGAAUUAGGUGACCACGUGCACAACUUAGUCACUAUGGGGGCUCCAGCCGCUGGCCUAGCGGAGUAUCUUUUCGACAAGCACACGCUUGGAAGCGAGAGCAAGCACUAAGACAGAGGCUGCCUACCGGAUACCCCAGUGGGUCCCAAGACCUGGAUGGAGUUAGAGAUCUCCUGUUUCUUGCCCUUAAAACUUGACUCCAACUUUACAUUCUCCUCCCUUUUUGGACUGUUCUGCUAAUGUUUUGUAGAGAAAAUAUGCUUAGCCCUGUGUUCACCACAGCUUUCUACCAACACCAAAAUACUAAUAUUUUCCCAGCCUGAAAGAUAGCCCAGAAUACUCUGGUAUGAAAGGGAUGGGAGACAAAACACUUAAAUUAGAUACAAGAGUGUGUUCUUUGAAUAUUAUUAGCAAAUGUUGUUCCUAACCAUAAACCUAAACUGAACUUCCAUGAUCUUUCCAAUUCAACAAUCUAUACUGUCUUCAAAAUCUUAUGCAAAGUGGUCGGUGAGAGAAAUGUAUAAUAUAUCAUUGUAGGACAGAGAAGAUAUAGAGUACUUAGAAAAUC
Molecule: messenger RNA, 1250 nt
Organism: Rattus norvegicus (Norway rat)
Lineage: Eukaryota; Metazoa; Chordata; Mammalia; Rodentia; Muridae
Gene: Ftmt
Product: ferritin mitochondrial
Exons: 1
Coding region: 80-793 (237 amino acids)
Biological process (GO): intracellular iron ion homeostasis; iron ion transport; protein maturation
Cellular component (GO): mitochondrion
Molecular function (GO): ferroxidase activity; ferric iron binding; iron ion binding
Source: RefSeq, marked provisional